AUGUCCCAGCGGGCUAGUUCGGGCGACUCACCGUCGUUGGGAGCAGAGGAGAAGGGCAACGCGGGCAAGGCCGUGCAGGACACUGCCGUGGUGCAGCAAUCAGACGCUGCCUUCACGAAUUCAUACGAUGAGGAGGACUUCUGGACGAGGAACGGCUUGAACGCCAAGUCGUUCCAGAAGAAGCACUAUGGAUUGGGGCUGGUGGAACUGGACCGAGCGAUGAAGACGCGGCACUUACAGAUGAUUGCCAUCGGAGGCUCCAUUGGCGCUGGCUUUUUCGUUGGUUCUGGUGGUGCUUUGGCCAAAGGUGGUCCCGCCUCGGUUCUCAUUUGCUUCCUCGUCGUCGGUUUCAUGGUCUUCAACGUCGUCUUUGCCCUUGGUGAACUUGCCAUCAUGUACCCAGUUUCCGGUGGUUUCUACACAUACGCAACUCGCUUCAUCGACCCCUCGUUUGGCUUUGCAGUCGGAUGGAACUAUUUCUUCCUCUGGUUUGUCGUCUUACCGCUCGAAUUAACCGUCUGUUCCCUCGUCAUUCAAUACUGGAAUCAGGAUAUAAGCGUCGGCGUCUGGAUCACCAUCUUCUGGGUCGCCAUUAUCCUCAUCAACGUCUUUGGAAGCAUUGGUUAUGCCGAGGAGGAAUUCUGGUCUUCGGUCAUCAAGCUGGCAGCAACCAUCGUCUUCAUGAUUAUUUGCUUCGUGCUUGUGCUCGGCGGUGGCCCCUCGAGUGGAAGAUACUCUGAAUAUGUUGGAGCUCAUUAUUGGCACAACCCCGGUGCGUUCCGCAACGGCUUCCGAGGCUUCUGUUCCGUCUUCGUUACCGCUGCCUUCUCCUUCACUGGAACUGAGCUUGUUGGCCUCGCAGCGGCCGAGAGUCGUAACCCAGUCAAGUCACUACCUAGCUCCAUCAAGCAAGUGUUUUGGCGAAUCACUCUCUUCUAUGUGCUUGGCCUCUUCUUUGUCGGUCUUUUGAUCCCCGCAGACGACGAAAGACUCCUGUCUAGUGCGGCUUACACCGAUGUCAAGGCAUCGCCUUUCGUCCUCGUCGGCCUCUAUGCUGGUCUUCGCGGCUUCGACCACUUCAUGAACGCCGUUAUCCUCAUCUCCGUCAUCUCCAUUGGUGUUUCCAGUGUUUAUGGCGGCUCCCGCACGCUGACUGCCAUGGCGCAGCAGGGAUUUGCUCCCAAGUUCUUCACUUACAUUGACCGCUCCGGACGAUGUCUCCCUUCUACGAUUGUCAUGCUUCUCACAGGGCCUCUCGCCUACAUCAACCUCAGUGCCUCAGGGCCUACUGUGUUCAACUGGCUGCAGGCCCUCUCUGGUCUUGCUGUUCUCUUCGCCUGGGCUGCCAUUUGCAUUGCCCAUAUUCGCUUCCGCGCGGCAUGGGCUUACCAUGGACAUUCCCUCGAUGAGAUUCCCUUCAAGGCAAUCUUUGGCGUGGUGGGAUCAUAUAUCGGAUUGUUCAUUUGCUUCAUUUGCUUUGCUGCCCAAUUCUUCACGGCCAUCGCACCCCCAGGUACAUCCGAGCUUAACGAUGCCGAGGGCUUUUUCCAAUCCUACCUCGCCUUCCCCAUCGUCGUUGCCUUCUGGGUUGCUGGAUAUGUCUGGAAGCGCACCGGCUGGCUGAAGGUGUCGCAAAUCGAUGUUGACACUGGCCGCCGUGAUUUGAACUGGGAUGAGAUCCGCGCAUACAAGGAAUAUGUAGCAUCUCUGCCUGCUUGGAAGCGUGUCUAUUAUCACCUGUUCCAGUAG
Trichoderma aggressivum f. europaeum is the source of this 1749-nucleotide messenger RNA. RefSeq lists its product as uncharacterized. NCBI's taxonomy places the organism in Eukaryota, Fungi, Ascomycota, Sordariomycetes, Hypocreales, Hypocreaceae. Gene Ontology annotation, cellular component: membrane. The record is from RefSeq and is a predicted model, not a curated record. Bases 1 to 1749 code for a protein of 582 amino acids. Gene Ontology annotation, molecular function: amino acid transmembrane transporter activity. Gene Ontology annotation, biological process: amino acid transmembrane transport. The transcript is spliced from 4 exons.